Molecule: messenger RNA, 1779 nt
Organism: Cyphellophora europaea CBS 101466
Lineage: Eukaryota; Fungi; Ascomycota; Eurotiomycetes; Chaetothyriales; Cyphellophoraceae
Exons: 6
Coding region: 1-1779 (592 amino acids)
Biological process (GO): transmembrane transport
Cellular component (GO): membrane
Molecular function (GO): transmembrane transporter activity
Source: RefSeq, a predicted model, not a curated record
AUGUCUUCCCGUGAUGUGGACGCUGAGAAAGCCUUUCAGGAUGUUCAGAUUGAACAUGUCUCAGAUACAGUCUUACCAACUGAAGAUAGGGGAGCACGGAAGCAACCAGGCGAAGUCUUCCCCGGUAUUACAAAAGAAAGCAUACUGGCGUUUCUGGCCAUAUGCACACAACUCAGCGCCUACGAGAUGACGCUGCUCACACCAGCUGUCGCGAUCGGCUACAUCAAUGCCGAGCUCGGCCCGUCGCCAAACUAUGCUUGGAUUAAUAUAACCUGGUCUCUUGGAGCAGCAAUUCUGGUAUCAGUGGGUGGACGCCUGUCAGACAUCUUCGGACGCCGCUAUUUUAUGCUUUGCGGCGCGAUCAUAUCGUUCGUUGGAACUAUCGUCGGUGCCACCGGCCAGAGCAUCGCUCAAAUGAUCGUGAGCGGAGUCUUGUUUGGUAUUGGAUCCGGGUUUCAGGAGAUGGGGUUCGCCUGCAUCAUGGAAUUCAUCCCGAAUCGGUACCGUGUCACUGCACUGGGACUAUACGGAACUCUAGCCCUGCCCUGCAUAUGUACGCCUCUUAUCACCUACGCCUUCAUCGCGCAUACCUCGAUAGGGUGGCGGGGCGCCUACUGGGUCAUGACUGGAUGGCAUGGCUUCGGCUUGCUCUGCAUGUAUUUCUUCUACCACCCGCCGACGUUCAACACAAAACAUGGCGAAGAGAGAGUUUCUAAGUGGACGCUACUAAGAGAACUCGACUAUAUUGGCUUGUUCCUCUUCACCGCCGGCACGACGCUGUUCCUGGUUGGCCUCAGCUUUGGUGGCCGACGUUAUCCUUGGGUUUCUGCGACCGUCAUCGCUCCGAUCGUGGUGGGAUUCUCGUGUUUUGUAGCGCUCUUCGUAUGGGUCUUCAAUGUUCCCAUGAAGUAUCCUUUGCUCCCUCCACAACUUUUCCGUCAAUGGCGCGGGUACAAUGUUCUGGUCGUUGUCAGCUUCUGCCUUGGCAUGCUCUACUAUAGCAUGCAGGUACUCUGGCCGCGCCAGUCGUCUUUGCUCUUCGCAUCCGCAGAUCAGCCCAUCAUGAGAGGCGUGUAUGCCAACUUGACACUUUGGGGCACGUGGCUUUCACUCAUCUCCGUAUGGGUCGUGUGUGCCAGGAUCGGCCACGAAAAGUGGCAGAUCAUGUUCUUCGUCUGCGUACAGACGGUCCUCAUUGGUUGCCUAUCAUCCGUACAGGUUGAUCAGAAAGCUAAAGCCAUCGCACUGGUAUUCAUCAUGUCGUGCUUUAUCAACCAAGCCCUUUACUUGCUCUUUGGAAUGGUAUCUCUUAAUAUCAAGGACCAAGGCGACAUGGGAGUGGCUAUCGGAGCCAUGUCCACUUUCCGACUGUUAGGUGGAGCAGUGGCCACGGCCAUUUACUCUAGUAUUGUCGACAAUCAAUUCGCUGGCAAGCUACCCACCCAAUUGCGUGCUGCCGUAGCAGGGACCGACUUCGAUCCAAAGAACCUCGCCACUCUAGCACAGGCCGCUGCGAUCAAUACCGCGGCAGCCUACAAGAAGGUGCCCGGAAUCUCGGACCAAAUUGUUGCUGCCAGUCAAUGGGCCGUCAAGCUAGCAUAUGUCGAAGCCUUCAAAGUCGUAUACUAUACAGCGCUCGGCUUUGCUUUGCUAGCAAUUGGGAGCGCACUGUUGGUUUCGAAUACCGAUCCGGCAAAGAAGAACAUGGACAAGGCUGUGAUCCUUGAGAACGAGAAGCAGUCGGCAUCCGGAACCACAAGCAAAACAGAGCUGUUCUAG